This is a messenger RNA of Closterium sp. Naga37s-1, 945 nucleotides long. NCBI's taxonomy places the organism in Eukaryota, Viridiplantae, Streptophyta, Zygnematophyceae, Desmidiales, Closteriaceae. The record is from the annotation of a GenBank genome assembly.
AUGCCCAGUGGCGGGAAUGAUCUGUUUCUCGAAAUUGCAUCCCAGGAUUUGCGGGCAUCGGGUAACCAUACGUCCGACUUGCGACGGCGAGAAGGGCAGGUGGGAUUGGAAGAAGAGAACGAGCGGCCGCAUUUUGUCGUCGAUGCUGUAGCUGACGAGCCGCGGGCAGGCGAGAAUCACGCGUCGGCAUUUUUCCUCGGCAAUAUCGAGAUGCUGCAGGAGCGCGAGCAGCGGGCAGAGCUUCUCCUCGAUGCUGCGCACGAGGAUCCCGGGAAAAUGCGCGAUCGCGCGGCGGAGGUCCCGCGCGGAGAACCCCACUCCGCGGCGGAUUUCGGGGACGCUGUACGCGAGGAGCUGCGGGCAGCGGCGGAGGAGCGGCGGAGGAGCGGCGGAAGGGCCUUGGCGGAGAAAUCGGCUGUGAGUAAGGCCAGCAGAGUGCGGGCGGAUGCAGGGGACGCAGCAGCGGCGCAGACGGCGGAGGCAGCGCAGGCGACGUCGCGGAUGAUGGAGGUGGACAAGGACUCUUUCUACCCCGAGCUCGAGAAAGCGGCGGCGGCGGACAAGCUCGUCGUGCUCGAUAUGUACACCCAGUGGUGUGGGCCGUGCAAGCUGCUGGCGCCCAAGGUGGAGGCGUUGGCAGAGGAGAUGCAGGACGUGGUGUUCCUCAAGCUGGACUGCAACCAGAAUAACAAGGUGAGCCGUGUGACUGUGACUGGAGGGAUGGAGUUCACGAAGCUGGACUUGCAACCAGAACCAGAAGGUGUCGUCCUGAUCACAUGCCAUGUAUAUUUCUAUCCGCUUGUCUUGCGUGAGCAGCCUCUGGCGAAGGGCCUUGGAGUGCGGUCGGUGCCGACGUUCAAGCUCUUCCGCAACCUGGCGCAGAUUGACGAGGUGCAAGGCGCCAAAUACGACCUGCUGCUUGAGAAGAUCACCAAGCACCGAUGA